CCGUCGCUUCUAAGUUGUCGAUUUCGUCGUUUUCUUUCCAAUUCCUCUCAAACCUCGAUUCUGCUCACCGGCAACUUUUCGACCCCAUUCAGUGUCUCACUUCUCUUCAAGGAGAAAAGAGGGGUACCACCGGAGAAGUGGACAAGUCGGCUUCUUUCUCCCGUCCUCCUCCUGUUCGUCGAAUUGACUGAUUCAAGUCUCGCUACUACAAUAGUUCCUAGUUUGUUCAAGAGAAUCUAAGAAAAUUCAACAAAAUUAGCUGCUUCCUGUUGUUCCUAAGAAUGGUUUCUGAUUGGAGUGGUAAGAGAAGUGAUGAAUGCUCCUUUCUUCCCCCUCGCAAAAUCAACGUUCAGAAAUUUUCGGAAGCUCGAGCUGCUGAGCUCGAGUCGCUCCACUCGAUUGUCUCUGAUCGACUGAAUAAGGACUUCCGUUCCAAGAGGAACAAGAGGAGAAGAACCACUUCCUACAAUAACCAGGCUGCUAAGAGACGUUGUAAGAAAAGGAAGAGAUCAGAGUCUUCCUUUGUCCGAGAUAACAAGUCUGAGUCAGGAGACUAUGAAACGAAGCUUCCAAGACGGGUGAGAAGGAGAAUCGAACUUAAAGGGAACCCAGAAACAGGGUUUGGUAAUUCUGGUGAUGGAACAAAGAGGCUGAGAACUCAUGUUUGGCAUGCAAAGCGGUUUACCAUGACCAAGCUUUGGGGUUUCCACCUUCCUCUUGGUUUCCAUGGGAGAGGAAGGGGGUCAAGGGCUAUCUUGAAGCGG
This is a messenger RNA of Tarenaya hassleriana, 764 nucleotides long. Its product is annotated as ribonucleases P/MRP protein subunit POP1-like. The record is from RefSeq and is a predicted model, not a curated record. Gene Ontology annotation, biological process: tRNA 5'-leader removal. The annotation marks the transcript as partial. NCBI's taxonomy places the organism in Eukaryota, Viridiplantae, Streptophyta, Magnoliopsida, Brassicales, Cleomaceae. Gene Ontology annotation, cellular component: ribonuclease MRP complex; nucleolar ribonuclease P complex. The transcript is spliced from 4 exons.